Messenger RNA from Dacryopinax primogenitus, 2133 nucleotides. RefSeq lists its product as uncharacterized. Gene Ontology annotation, molecular function: DNA binding; RNA polymerase II general transcription initiation factor activity; TFIIF-class transcription factor complex binding. The record is from RefSeq and is a predicted model, not a curated record. Gene Ontology annotation, cellular component: transcription factor TFIIF complex; nucleus. Lineage: Eukaryota; Fungi; Basidiomycota; Dacrymycetes; Dacrymycetales; Dacrymycetaceae. Gene Ontology annotation, biological process: transcription initiation at RNA polymerase II promoter; positive regulation of transcription elongation by RNA polymerase II. Bases 1 to 2133 code for a protein of 710 amino acids. The transcript has 4 exons.
AUGGCUUCUCGAAUCAAAACUGAGCUCAAGAACGAACCUAUGGAGUUCAGGCCACUCGGACGACGAGCGCAGCCAAAUCGUCCACCACCACCACGGCCACCACCGUUGCGUCCUGGGCAGUCCAAGGCGUUUGUGCAGCCGGAUGUGAAGCCUAAAGUCGAGAUGAAACCACUUCCAGAAGAUCCGCCUGGAACAUACAGCGAUUUUGUUAUCACUUCUACGGGCAUCUCCGAGUGGCGACAUGAUAUGAUGUCUUUCCGUCCGACUAGUGUCAAGAGCGCCGUCAAUCCCAUGGAAUGGCCACGACCCGUGAAGCUAAACCGGAAAGAAUUGAAGAAGAACUAUAAGACGGUAGACAAAGUGGAGCCCGCUAAGCCGCUUCUGGGACUGGACGGAAAGCCAGUUAUCGGACCGGAUGGAAAGGUUGUCAUGGUCGGCGGGGUCGAUGGGUUGCAACCGAAUGGUCGACCCCGGCCGAAAGAUAACGGCAAGGGGAAAGACAAGGAUCAGCAAAAGAGGAAGUUCAAGCGGACAAAAACGCGUCAGGUGUUCCGAGUGAGCGAUGAGGUCCGGCAACUUCGGCGUGAAGAGAGACAUCCAUGGGUAUUGGAGAGUGGGGAUGGUCAACAACUGUGGGAAGGACGGAUGGAGGAUCGCGGGCCACCUUUGCAGGUUCUGCUCUUCGAGAACAACAAGGGUCCUGGUGGAUUCUUGGCCGUUCCAUUGAACAAGUGGUACACUUUCAAGGAGCCACCCAAACAUACUAUCCUCACCUUGGACCAAGCAGAACAAUUUGAAAAAGAUAUCGCAAAGAACUCCGAUAUACAGCGGUGGAUGAUGCGUAGGACAGGCGGCAAAGUUUCCGAUGCGACGCAGAUGACGCUCAAGCGCGAGUCAUCUGCAGAACCGACGAGACCCCGGACAACUUCGGAUGGAUCCGUUCUAUCUCGGUCCGGCAUGCGUGUAUUACAAGUGCGCACGGGAAACACUGCCGACUAUAACAAUACCGGUGAUGAUGAUGAGGGAGAUGAGGGCGCUGCGGCUGCUCGGAGACGACGAGACCGGGGUGGUGGUGGUGACGGCGACUAUGACGAGUUCGAGUUUGAAGAGGAAUUCGCGGACGACGACGAGGGCGCUAUUUUCCCUGAAGACGAGGAGGAAGAUGAAGAGACCAAGGCACUUAAGGAAAAGGAAGCACGGAUGAUGCGUGCUGCCAAUGUAACCAACGACGAGAACCGGAUGGAUGAAACCGCUCAGGACGAGGAAGAAGAAUCAGACGAGGACGAGCUCAACGAUGCGGGCAAGGCGAUGAAGAAGGCAUUGAGGCUGUGGGAGAAAGGCGCGUAUGCGGACGAUGAUGACGAUGAUAACAAGAAUCCGUACUUGUCGUCCGACGAGGAAGAAGAGGAACAGGAAGGCACCGACUCUGGCACCAAUACUCCUCUUCCCACUGGAGUGCUUCCUCAACCUGGCACUCCCCCCAAACCCACGACCAAUGCCAAACCAAACGGAAGUGCGUCCAAACCCGGUUUUCGCCCCUUGUCUCGCGCCACGUCUCCUGUUCCUGGGAAACCAGCUACGAACGGGAUUAGCGGCGCACAUCUCCUGGCCCAGAGAGCGACGAGCCCUCCCCCUGGUACGAAUCGCGUUCCACCUGCUGGCACUCCUCAGCGCGCGCUGAGCCCCUUGGCCGCCGAAGCAGGCGGUAAGCGUGCUGGCAGUCCUCCAAGGACUAGUCCCGUCUCCGGAUCGCUGAAGCGCAAGGCACCGGACGAGGGCUCGUCCCCGCCAAGUGGACGCGCAUCCUCUCCUGGAGGGACAGCCACUUCUCCCGGACCCUCCACAACGCCCAACAAGCGUCCUCGCACGCUUCCUAAAGUCACCGUCCCCGCCAACCUUCAGUUCGACAAAGCGAUUCCUCCUGGGCCUAUCAUCGCCUUCCUACGCAUCAAACCCCGCACAACCGGCGACUGUGUCAAGAACUUCAAAGACUGGUUCAAGGAAGAUGGGCGAAAUAAGGGCGUGCUCAGUUUCUGGAUCAAGCAGAUUGCGAGGCUGGACAACUCGGGCGGAGAAGCGGUCCUCAAGCUGCAUGAUGAUGCCAAGUUGGCACAGAUGGGAAUCGAGUUUUGA